AUGCGACAUGAGACAAACGAAAAACAAAAGAAAAAUCUCCAACAAAUUUUCUAUAGCGUGGUAUUUUUUUUCUUUUGGUUCUUAUAUAACCCGAUAUCUUCCAUUCUUCUCAGUACUUUUUCUUUUCAAUACAACUACAGAUUUACAGCAUCUUAUACAAUGGCGGACUCAUCAUCAGAACCAAAUCCUUUCCUUAUACUUGCUACUGUUGCUACUAUCAUCAUCUCAUUUGUUGGAUACUAUUUCCUUCAAUUAUCAAGAAAGAAUAGUAAACCAGCAUUGAUUCCUGAUCAAUUUCAAAAAUUCCCGUUGAUUGAUAUUAAAAAAGUAUCACAUAACUCAGCAAUUUAUAGAUUUGGAUUACCAAAACCCACUGAUACUUUGAAUUUACCAAUCGGACAACAUAUUUCAAUUGGUGCUAUUAUUGAUGGUAAAGAAAUUGUUAGAUCAUAUACCCCAAUUUCCACAAGUGACCAAAAGGGGCAUUUUGAUUUGUUGAUAAAGACAUAUGAAAACGGUAAUAUAUCUAAACACGUUGCAUCAAAGAAAGUUGGUGAUUUCGUUGAAAUUAGAGGUCCAAAGGGUUUCUUUACCCAUACUCCAAAUAUGAAGAAGUCAUUUGGUAUGAUUGCAGGAGGUACUGGUAUUGCGCCAAUGUAUCAAAUCAUCACUGCCAUUUUGAACAACCCGGAAGAUAACAUCAAAGUCUCCUUGAUCUAUGCCAAUGUUACCGAAAAUGAUAUUUUGUUGAGAAAAGAAUUGGAAGAAUACGCCGCCAAACACCCUGAUAGAUUAAAGAUCCACUACGUCUUGAACGAAGCACCAGCCGAUUGGGAACACAGUACCGGAUUUGUCACCCCAGAGUUGAUUGAAAAACACUUGCCAAAACCAUCUGACGAAACCACAUUGUUAUUAUGUGGACCACCACCAAUGAUUAGCGCUAUGAAAAAAGCUGCUGCUUCAUUAGGAUACGAAAAAGCCAAACCAGUAUCUAAAUUAGGAGAUCAAGUGUUUGUCUUUUAA
Lodderomyces orthopsilosis Co 90-125 is the source of this 1023-nucleotide messenger RNA. It is a transcript of the gene CBR1, whose product is annotated as Cbr1p. The coding region runs from base 1 to 1023 and encodes 340 amino acids. Gene Ontology annotation, cellular component: endoplasmic reticulum; plasma membrane. Gene Ontology annotation, molecular function: oxidoreductase activity. NCBI's taxonomy places the organism in Eukaryota, Fungi, Ascomycota, Pichiomycetes, Serinales, Debaryomycetaceae. The transcript has a single exon. The record is from RefSeq and is a predicted model, not a curated record.